This is a messenger RNA of Nicrophorus vespilloides, 820 nucleotides long. RefSeq names its product serine protease inhibitor dipetalogastin-like. Gene Ontology annotation, molecular function: protein binding. The coding region runs from base 19 to 726 and encodes 235 amino acids. The record is from RefSeq and is a predicted model, not a curated record. The transcript has a single exon. NCBI's taxonomy places the organism in Eukaryota, Metazoa, Arthropoda, Insecta, Coleoptera, Silphidae.
CUCAGCAUCCUGAACAACAUGAAGGUAAUCAUCUUUGCUCUUGCCGCCGUUUUGGCUCUGGUCGUUGCAGAAGAUUGCCCUUGCACCUAUGAGUAUAAUCCAGUGUGCGGAAGCAACGGACUGACGUACUCCAACCCGUGCCAGCUGAGAUGCGCCCAGCAGACCUACGCCGACCUCAGAUUCUUCUACCCUGGUAACUGUGGAACACCCAACUUCGAUUGCCCAUGCACAAGAGAAUUCAGACCGGUGUGCGGCACCAACGGUUUCACCUACAACAACCCGUGCCUCUUCAGAUGCGCCAAGGAAACCUUCGAUUCCAUCGAAAUCGCAUACGAAGGAUUUUGCGGAAACCCAGUGGAAACCAGGAUCUUGGACUGUCCUUGCACCAGGGAAUACCGUCCGGUUUGCGCUACAAACGGAGUCACCUACGCCAACCCUUGCCUCUUCAGAUGCGCCAAGAAGACCUUCGAGUCAUCGAGAUCGCUUACAGCGGAGAGUGUGGAAACCCGAGGGAAACCAGGAACUUGGACUGUCCUUGCACCAAGGAAUUCGAUCCGGUUUGCGCUACGAACGGAGUCACCUACGCCAACCCUUGCCUCUUCAGAUGCGCCAAGAAAACCUUCCAGUCCAUCGAGAUCGCUUACAGCGGAGAGUGUGGAAACCCGAGGGAAACCAGGAAUCUUGGACUGUCCUUGCACCAAGGGAAUACGAUCCGGUUUGCGCUAACGAACGGAGUCACCUAUGCCAACCCUUGCCUCUUCAGAUGCGCCAAGAAAACCUUCGAGUUCAUCGAGAUCGCUUACAGCGGAGAGUGUGGAAA